Molecule: messenger RNA, 782 nt
Organism: Sinocyclocheilus rhinocerous
Lineage: Eukaryota; Metazoa; Chordata; Actinopteri; Cypriniformes; Cyprinidae
Product: SLAM family member 5-like
Exons: 4
Source: RefSeq, a predicted model, not a curated record
UAAAGAAUGUGAUGUCAAAUCCUGCUGUUUUCUGUCUAUUUGUGUUUGUCACAAACUGUGUGAUUGUCGCUGUGACAGAUGAAGUGAAGUCAGUGGCAGUGCUGGAGGGAGAUUCUGUCACUUUACACACCGAUGUUAAAGUACAGAGAGAUGAUCAGAUACGGUGGACGUUUGGACCUCAAAACACUCGAAUAGCUGAAAUCAUUAAAAGGGACCAAAUAAACUUUAUUUUUGUCAGUAAUGAUGGGAGAUUCAGAGACAAACUACUGAUGGACAAUCAAACUGGAUCUCUGACCAUCAGAAACAUCAGAUCUGAUCACACUGGACUUUAUAAACUGACCGUCAUCAUUAGUGGAGAAACCUCAUUGAAGAGCUUCAGUGUUACUGUGUAUGCUCCUCUUUCCAUUCCUGUGUUCACCAGUAACUCUUCAAACUGUUCUUCAUCAUCAUCAGGAUCAUCAUCAGUCAGAUGUUCACUGCUGUGUUCAAUGUUGAAUGUGAGUGAUGUGACUCUCUCCUGGUACAAAGGAAACAGUUUAUUGUCCAGCAUCAGUGUGUCUGAUCUCAGCAUCAGUCUCUCUCUACCUCUGGAGGUGGAAUAUCAGGAUAAAAACACCUACAGCUGUGUGCUCAACAAUCCCAUCAGCAACCAGACCAAACAUCUGGACAUCAGUCAGUUCUGUCACACAUGUUCAGAACAGAGCCAGCAUUCGUAUGUGAUUCUAAUGAUAAUAGUCAGUGUGUGGCUGUUGGUGUUCAUGUCUGCUGUUAUAAUGAUGUAC